GUCUAUUUUGGAAAUCUUUUCCACUUUGCUUUCUUUACCUAGGUAAAUUAAGGCUGUGGUUCCGUGAGGUUUGAACUGGUUGACUGACUUGCAGCUGUUGAAAUGGGGACAUCUUUCUGUUUCCUUGCACAAAAGGGAACAAGAUAGGAGGCAAUUCUGCUUUCUCAUGAUGCUUAAUGAACUUUAUCAUAAGCCACUUUAUUCCCUAACCUAACAGAAAACUACUCAGCUUUUUGAUUUGUAGUUUUCUCCCACAGUAGAGUUACAGCAGAUCAGAAAGUGACCUCACAGAUACUGAUGUAGCAAAAGGUGACUAGAAACUCGCAAGACAGAGAGGGAAGAAGUUAGAAAGUUUUUAAUUUCCCUCUGUUAUUUCUGAAGGGAUACUAAUAGCUUGAAACACUGUAGAGCAGUAUUAUUUACUCUAUCCUUGCUCAUCCUGAUCCUGCAAAUUCUUCCCAUUCAAAUGUGGAAACAUCAGUUAAAUCUUUAUACGAUUUUGUAACUAAGUAUGAUUUAGUCUUUACUUGGAUUUCACACCUCAUGGACAGAUGUUAAAAUGACUCAGCAAUCUUGUAUGUAUUGUAAACUUCUUGGAAGAAAGACUGUGUUUUUCUAGUGUUGCUUGGAAAUGGGUCUUUAAUUUGGGACUUGUUCCCCUUCAAACUCUUCGAGGUACCAAAUUAUCCAUCUAAUCUAUCCAGAGAGUAGUUUUGUGGUCCAGCAAGAUCUUUACUGGUGACAGAACAUUUGAAUAAGUGAUAUAUGAAACAAUAUCAUAGUGCUAGUGGUAAAUUUGUGUCAAGAACACAGAAAAUAUUUCAGGCUUUGUGCAAAAUUCUGAUUAUCUCCAAAUUGCUCAGUCAGAAGAACAUCAUCAGUUGCUGCAUGUGCUGGAGCAGUUGCAUAGUAGAUGCAUAGUCUUUGUAGAUGAAGUGAAAGCACUGGUUUGUCCUUCACAUACAUAAGCCUCUCCAUUAAUAAAAUUCUAGAAAAGAGCAAUAAUCAAUAAUGAGGUAAACUUUGGAAAAGGUGAUCAGUAACAGACAGCCUGAUGCAGUGCUUGGAACAGAUGUUAAGAGAGCCAUUGCAAUAGGCAAUACAGCAGCACUCACUGUAUAACUUUUUUUUUUGAAUAAUCCUUCUCUUCAGUGCUAAACCUCAUUUUCUGUUUUUUUUAGAGAAGUGAAAUGCUGUCAUUUGAAACAAUUGAACACUUUCCCAUCUACCUUCAGUCAUAGAACAUUUAUAGACUUUUAAGGAAAAGAUUGUCUGAAAUCUUUCUGGAAAGAGCCUGGUUAUUGCCAAUGCUGGUCUUGGUAAUGGGAUGAGUAGACACCAACUGCUCAGGAUAGUAGAAGAAUAUGGAGAGGUGGAAACGCUCUUAAUGCCACCAAAUAAACCAUAUUCUUUUGUGAAAUAUGAGAGAACAGAAGAAGCCAAGAAAGCCUUUGAUGCCCUUAAUGGAAAAGAAGUAACAUUGGAAGACUGUGGCCAAAACAUUGUUCUAUAUAUUAAUUUUGUGGAAAAAGUUUCCUUGCAAAAUGCUGUUCCUACAAGCUUACCUCCAGGAUUAACAGUAAUUGAAAAGAUUAUUUCUCCAGAGGAGGAGAGGAGGAUGUUGGAAAGUAUUGAGUGGAUAGGAGAUGAAGAUACUCAAAGUGCCCAGAAGAACUUAAAGCAUAGAAGAGUAAAACAUUUUGGAUAUGAGUUUCGCUAUGAUAACAACAAUGUUGAUAAAGACAAACCUUUACCUGGAGGUCUUCCUGAAAUUUGCAACCUGUUCUUGGAGAAGUGCUUAAAGCAGGGAUACAUCAAACAUAAACCUGAUCAACUGACUGUAAAUCAGUAUGAACCUGGACAAGGAAUCCCUCCUCAUAUUGAUACACAUUCUGCUUUUGAGGAUGAAAUAAUCUCUCUCAGUUUAGGAGCUGAGAUUGUGAUGGAUUUCAAACACCCCGAUGGCCAUACAGUGGCAAUUUUGCUGCCCCGAUGCAGUUUAUUGGUGAUGACUGGAGAAUCCAGAUACCUGUGGACACAUGGGAUCACACCCCGAAAAUAUGAUAUCAUUCAAGCAUCUGAGCUUGGGCAAAAAGUUGGAACAAUCACUGCUGAUGUUGGAGAUAUAACAUUAAAUCGAAGGGAAACAAGGACAUCAUUUACAUUCAGGAAAGUGAGGAGAAGCCCUUGCAAUUGCAUUUACCCAUCUGUCUGUGACAGCCAGAAAGGACGGCAAAGACUGGUACAACCUUCGUUUCCCCACAAUGAGAUGGAGGCCUCAAAGCUGGAGCAAGAAUAUGUACACAAGGUGUAUGAAGAGAUUGCCACACACUUCAGCAGUACCAGGCAUAGCCCAUGGCCCCGAAUUGUAGAGUUUCUCACGUCCCUGCCAACAGGAUCAAUAGUGGCUGAUAUUGGUUGUGGUAAUGGGAAAUAUCUAGGCAUCAGUGAGGAUUUGUACAUGGUUGGCUGUGAUCGCAGCAAAAACCUGGUGGAUAUUUGUGGAGAAAAGCAUUUCCAGGCUUUUGUCUGUGAUGCCCUGUCAGUGCCAAUGCGCAGUGGCUCCUGUGACGCCUGCAUCUCUAUUGCUGUAAUACACCAUUUCUCAACAGCAGAGCGGAGGCUGGCUACUAUCCGUGAGCUAGCCCGGCUUCUUAGACCUGGUGGAAUGGCACUCAUUUAUGUCUGGGCAAUGGAACAAGAAUACAAAAACCAGAAGUCUAAAUACCUUAAGGAAAAGAAUGGUAGUAAAGGCAAAGAAAAGGAAAUCAAUACUGGGACAACGCAGAGACUGCUUACUGAUCAAGUGCCUGGAAGCAGCAACCAAGACUCAGCAUGUUUUGACCAACUCAUUAAUGACUUGCAGAUCGAAGGCUGCGAUGCAAGGACAGUGGGAGCAGACUUCAGACUACCUGUUCAUACUAACCGAACUUCCUUUCAGUCUCAAGAUUUGCUGGUUCCCUGGCACCUGAAAGGUGGUACUAAAAAGAAAGAGGAAGGUGUUGAUACAGUGUUGGUUCCAGCUGACUCCAAGGAAUCACAAAAACUCAGUCCUGUUUUCCACCGCUAUUACCAUGUGUUCUGUGAAGGGGAACUGGAAGCAGUGUGCAAAUCCCUGGACUGUGUGAGGGUUCAGAAGAGUUACUAUGAUCAGGGAAACUGGUGUGUGAUUCUAGAAAAGUUGUAGUCUGUGGUGUUGCCUCCACUAUCUGUAGUGUUUUGUUUUUUACAGUGUGAAAGGUAUUUUUAAUGCAGGCUGCAGCUAUUGCCUCUUUAAAAACAGCAGAAUAAAGACUGUGUUUGAAUUAAUAA
Messenger RNA from Myiozetetes cayanensis, 3312 nucleotides. It is a transcript of the gene ALKBH8, whose product is annotated as alkB homolog 8, tRNA methyltransferase. Gene Ontology annotation, biological process: tRNA wobble uridine modification. Gene Ontology annotation, cellular component: nucleus; cytoplasm. Gene Ontology annotation, molecular function: S-adenosylmethionine-dependent methyltransferase activity; tRNA binding. Bases 1328 to 3187 code for a protein of 619 amino acids. The transcript is spliced from 11 exons. Lineage: Eukaryota; Metazoa; Chordata; Aves; Passeriformes; Tyrannidae. The record is from RefSeq and is a predicted model, not a curated record.